This is a messenger RNA of Phytophthora infestans T30-4, 249 nucleotides long. RefSeq lists its product as uncharacterized. The transcript has a single exon. Bases 1 to 249 code for a protein of 82 amino acids. The record is from RefSeq and is a predicted model, not a curated record. Lineage: Eukaryota; Oomycota; Peronosporomycetes; Peronosporales; Peronosporaceae.
AUGACUUGGUCAUGGUCGUACAGCGUCUUGUCGCUGCUAGUGGAGUGUAGUCGGGUGAUGCGGGUGAGCGGAACCAAGGUGCGACUUGGAGACAGUGUCAUCUACGAAUCUGAAGUGGAUGUGUUCAUCGCUUUGGGGCUCGAAUACAAAGACCCCACCGGACGCAACUGCUUCGACAUCAAGUUUAUUGAGGAGGAUGAAGCUAAAGCCAAGCGAAACUCUAACACCAAUGGAGCUGGUAGCGAGUAA